Molecule: messenger RNA, 3732 nt
Organism: Vicugna pacos (alpaca)
Lineage: Eukaryota; Metazoa; Chordata; Mammalia; Artiodactyla; Camelidae
Source: RefSeq, a predicted model, not a curated record
CUUGGGAGAAACUGCUGCUUUUCUUUCCCUCAGGAGUGUGACAUGGCGUCUCCGUGCUUUGUGGGUCAUCGGACGUGCAAACAGGCCGUCGGGAGCCAAGCUCCGUUUGCAGGAGACUCACUCAGAAACGCUGGGGAGGGUGCCGUGGAGUGCAAGACCGAGGGAGAAGGAAAGCACCAACACAGCUUGAAUCUGCUGAACACAGUUAAGAGCAUGAGGGACCUGGCGGAAAUGGUCGACGUUGUCCUCAUAGCGGAAGGGGAGAGGUUUCCUUGCCACAGACUGGUCCUGGCUGCGUUUAGUCCUUACUUCAAGGCGAUGUUCACCUGUGGACUCGCCGAGUGUUCUCAGAGGGAGGUCGUGCUCUACGACACCACGGCGGAAAGUGUGUCGGUGAUACUAAGGUACAUGUACGAGGCGGCUUUGGAGAUCAGCAACGCCAACGUGCAGACUGUGGCGAUGGCCGCCUAUUUCAUGCAGAUGGAGGAGGUCUUCGGUGUGUGUCAGAAGUACAUGAUGGACCACAUGGAUGCCUCCAACUGUGUAGGCAUCUACUAUUUUGCAAAGCAGAUCGGAGCUGAAGAUUUAGCCGAUCAGUCGAAGAAAUAUUUAUAUCAGCACUUUGCUGAGGUGAGCUUACACGAAGAGAUACUAGACAUUGAAGUGCACCAGUUUCUGACGCUUAUCAAAUCGGAUGACCUGAACGUGUCCAGAGAGGAGGGCAUUCUGGACUUAGUUCUGAGGUGGGUAAACCACGACCAGCAGCCACGCUCACCGCAUCUUGUGGAGCUUUUGAAGCAAGUUAGGCUGCAACUGAUCAGUCCUUCUUUUUUAAGACAAGCCCUAAAAAGGAACACGAUGCUUCUGUGUGAUGCUGACUGCAUUGACAUCAUUCAAAACGCAUUCAAAGCCAUCAAGACCCCUCAGCAGCACUCACUCAACCUCCGCUAUGGCAUGGAGACGACCAGUCUUUUGCUUUGCAUUGGCAACAACUCUUCAGGAAUCAGGUCACGACGCAGGAGCUACGGGGACGCCAGUUUUUGCUACGAUCCUGCCUCGCGCAAGACCUACUUCAUCUCAUCUCCCAAGUACGGGGAGGGGCUGGGCACCGUGUGUGCCGGCGUCGUCACGGAAAACAACACCAUCAUUGUGGCUGGAGAGGCAAGUGCCUCUAAACUCUCCAGACAGAAGAACAGGAGUGUUGAAAUCUACAGGUAUCAUGAUAGAGGAAACCAAUUUUGGGAGAAGUUGUGCACAACUGAGUUUCGAGAGCUCUAUGCCCUGGGCAGCGUCCACAAUGACCUCUAUGUUAUCGGAGGGCAGAUGAAAAUGAAAAAUCAGUAUCUCAUUACAAACUGUGUUGAUAAGUACUCUGUGAAGCAGGACAGCUGGAAAAGGGUGUCUCCCCUUCCUCUACAACUGGCGUGUCACGCUGCGGUCACGGUGAAUGACAAACUUUAUGUGAUCGGAGGCUGGACCCCUCAGAUGGAUCUUCCUGAUGAAGAGCCUGAUCGAUUAAGCAACAAAGUGCUGAAGUACGACCCCAGCCAAGAUCAGUGGGCGGAGCGGGCACCCAUGAAGUACGCGAAGUACCGAUUCAGCACAGCGGUGGUCAACGGCGAGAUCUAUGUCCUGGGUGGGAUCGGCUGCGUAGGUCGAGACAAGGGCCAGGUUCGCAAGUGCCUGGACGUGGUGGAGAUCUACAACCCCGACGGGGACUUCUGGAGAGAGGGCCCGCCUAUGCCAAGCCCCCUGCUCUCACUUCGAACCAAUUCUACCAGUGCCGGCGCCGUGGACGGGAAGCUGUACGUGUGUGGGGGAUUCCACGGAGCAGAUCGCCAUGAGGUUAUCUCCAAAGAGAUACUGGAGCUGGACCCCUGGGAGAACCAGUGGAAUGUUGUAGCGGUCGACGUCCUCAUGCACGACAGCUAUGACGUCUGCCUGGUGGCCAGGAUGAACCCCCGCGACCUCAUUCCCCCGCCUUCAGAUUUGGUGGAAGAAGGUGGGGGGCACUGAGGUUGGCAUCGCUGCGGGACCUCCUGUGGUGUCUGCAGAGGCACCAGGAAGGGGGAGACCAUGGCACCUGUCUGUCACCCGUAAUGUGCAUUGCAUGCGUAGUGGCCCCGUGCAGGGCAGCAUGUGCUGGGCGCUGCAGAGGGAGUGUGCAGAGUCCCCUCAGGGACCUAGGGUUUGCAGUAUCUUCCCCAGGGCUGGAAGGUGGGGAUGGAGCUGCCUGCUUCAGUCCACUUCCAGAAUAUAAUUUAGGGAUGACAUUUAAACAACACAUGGGGAAAUUUCUUACUGUCUAUACCUCUGGAAGCAGGUGGAUCCAAAGAAAGCAUUUUGGUAGCUGUUCUUCACCAACUUCUCAAGAGUUUCACGGCACAAGGCUGUUUUCUAAGCAGGAAUGGUCAAUAAACUCCCCAAACUCUCCCCAGGGAGACGACCCCAGACAAAGGAGUCCUCUCUGGAGUAGAACCAUGUGACUGUGGUGACCUUUAGCCUGUGUCCCCAGGUUCCAGCUGCUCAUCCGUGCAGGAGAGGCAGGUCCAUGGACCCUGGAGCCAGAUGGAAACCUGUGUCUGCCAACAUGGAGGGGUCGGUGAGACCCCGGGUGGGUGGUCUUGAGAAAGCUAGACUCCAGGAGGGCCGGGCCACGCCUGCCUGUCUGCAGCUGCACCCUAAGGGCCGUGGGCAGGUCUUCUGGUGGCCGGUGGGGCAGCAUUGCUCACUCUCUGUCUCCGAGGAUGCCCAGGAGUCUGCGUGAAGCUGAGCUAACUCUCCUCCCUGGUGGAGGGUUACACUCUGUGAUUCAUUUUCUUGGUGACGAAGCCCCCACAGGUCUCUGCCUCCUCCACAUCCUCUUAAGGGAACCAUUGCACCCGCUCCUCCCACGUGACCCCAGAGGGAGCCGCCCAGCCCAGGUCAGGGCGGCCUCGCUGGCGGGGCGUGCGAAUUUCUGAUGCACUGGGUUUGGGAUCCAGGCUCUCAUCCCAGCUCUGCUGCUUAGCACAGGAUAAACGUUCUAAAGCCUCUUCCUCCUCCUGUGCAGAAUGGGAAGAAAAGCAUCUGCAGGGCUGACUGAGUGAGAAAACGCUGAGCCCAGGGCCUGCGAGACGCUAAAACAAGAAAUGCUCUUUAGCGGCAGCUACUUUCAUUUUCAUUAUUCUCGUGGUCAGCGUUUCCCACAGCACAGCACCCAGAACACCCAGUCCUGGGUGGGGGGAUCUUGGGGUUUUGGAGGAGGGGGAUGUGCACAGGCUCUGAGACGGCUCUUGAGCCCCAGCCCCUCGGCUCCGCCAGGUCCAGGUCGGGUGCUGACGAACCUGAGUGUCUUGUAAGCCCUCUGAGUGCUGCUUCUCUGACGGUGUCUGAUUCUGCCCCCCUCCUCUUGGAUUCGGUUGGAGACUCAGCUUUAGACGUCUUGCCGUCACUCCCCUUUCCCCUUUAACUGACGGCUGUCCCCACACGGCAUGGAGGACUCUUACACAACUGGGACUAUUUGCCAGUUCUCAUCUUUGGGAGACAGGACGGUCUGGCGCUGAGGAGGGGCGCACGGGGGGCUGUGAGCUGGACGCUGAGGCUGACAGAAGCUGCAGCUGCCAGCCACGCCCGGUUCAGUUUGUGCUCACCAGGGAGGUGCCACUUUCUCACUGAUAAACUUCACAACAAGCAAACGGUUUAAGAGGAAUCAUAAGUCCAUUAAUAAAAGAUUGCCUGCGUUUUGUUUUU